AGACUAUUAAAUGCUUCAUCCACCCUUCACCCUUGCAUCCAAGACGUACUUUCUCCUCUCUCGAUUUCGAGCAAAAUCUCUCCGCCCGCCGCCCAUUAGCGUGUAGAGAAGGAUGGGUACUGACGGUCCAGUCGGCAACAGCUAUCCGGAGGAAAGCUCCUUCAAUGUUGAGAAGAAGGUUGCAAAUGACAAGGACGUCGACAAGUGGCUCCCCAUCACAGCGAACAGGAACGCCAAGUGGUGGUACUCAACUUUUCACAAUGUCACGGCCAUGGUUGGUGCAGGCGUGCUCAGCCUGCCUUAUGCUAUGUCAGAGCUUGGAUGGGGUCCCGGUAUUGUUGUGUUAGUCCUCUCAUGGAUCAUCACUCUCUAUACUCUAUGGCAAAUGGUUGAGAUGCAUGAGAUGGUGCCUGGAAAAAGGUUCAACAGGUACCAUGAAUUGGGCCAGUAUGCCUUUGGAGAAAAGCUUGGCUUGUACAUAGUUGUUCCACAGCAACUAAUUGUUGAGGUCGGCGUCAACAUCGUCUACAUGGUCACCGGUGGCAAAUCAUUGAAGAAGUUCCACGACACCGUCUGCCCCAACUGCAAAUCCAUUAAGCUCACAUACUUCAUCCUGAUCUUUGCUUCUUGCCACUUUGUCCUUUCCCAGUUACCGGAUUUCAAUUCAAUUUCCGGUGUCUCCUUGGCAGCUGCAGUCAUGUCCCUAAGCUAUUCUACAAUCGCUUGGGCAACCUCUGUCAACAAAGGGCAACAACUAGACGUAGACUAUAGCUUAAGAGCUUCAACAAAUGUAGGGAAAUUUUUCGGUGUACUGAGUGCACUCGGGGAUAUUGCUUUUGCGUAUGCUGGCCACAAUGUUGUGCUGGAAAUCCAGGCAUCUCUCCCUUCAACACCAGAGAAACCAUCUAAAAAGCCCAUGUGGAAGGGUGUUAUCUUUGCCUACAUCAUUGUUGCACUCUGCUACUUCCCUGUUGCACUUGUUGGCUAUUGGGCAUUCGGCAACUCUGUUGAAGACAAUGUCUUAAUCUCCUUGAGCAAACCAGCAUGGCUGAUCGCCGCUGCCAACAUGUUUGUGGUCAUCCAUGUUAUUGGAAGCUACCAGAUUUAUGCAAUGCCUGUAUUUGAUAUGAUUGAAACUGUACUUGUGAAGAAGCUUCACUUCACGCCAAGUUUUCCCCUUCGAUUGGUUUCACGCAGUCUGUAUGUUGCAUUCACAUGCUUUGUUGCCAUAACGUUUCCCUUCUUCGGAGGUCUGCUCGGCUUCUUUGGUGGAUUUGCAUUUGCGCCGACGACAUACUUCCUUCCGUGCGUCAUGUGGCUGGCUAUUUACAAGCCUAAAAGGUUCAGCUUAUCUUGGAUUACGAACUGGAUCUGCAUUAUUCUCGGCGUCUUGCUCAUGGUCCUAUCGCCCAUUGGUGGACUGAGACAGAUCAUUGUGAAUGCUAAGACCUACAAGUUCUACUCGUGAUCUUCAUGAGGACGUUGUAUAACCAUUCGUGGAGUAUUGGACUUCGGUCAAGACAACAAUUUGACCAUUCUGAAAGUGAAGGAAAGAAUGUCACAGGAAGGCUAAAAGACUCUUAGCCUUUUAGUUGUUGUUUGGGUAGCGGCUUAAUUACUUCAAUCCAAUGCUAGAUAGCUUUUUAUGUCUAUAGGAAACAAUGCCGCCACAGGUUUCUGAAAAAGCACUCGCUUCGUUAUUCAUUGUCUCUAUUCUUUGCAAUUUGGUGUGUAACCUUGUUAUAAAUAAUAAUGUGAAAUGAAUCAACUCAGUUUCUCUGUC
This is a messenger RNA of Nymphaea colorata (pocket water lily), 1783 nucleotides long. Its product is annotated as lysine histidine transporter 2. Gene Ontology annotation, cellular component: plasma membrane. The transcript has 8 exons. The record is from RefSeq and is a predicted model, not a curated record. Lineage: Eukaryota; Viridiplantae; Streptophyta; Magnoliopsida; Nymphaeales; Nymphaeaceae. Bases 113 to 1468 code for a protein of 451 amino acids.